AUGUGUACCGCGAGUCCUUCGGACGACGAGUUUUGGCCUAUGGCCUCAACGGGCAGUUUCUUCCUGCCCUGCCACGUGACACGUACAAACGACCCCAGCACCAUCUCCAAUCUGUACAUCACCGUAAACGCGCGGUACAAUCACUUGGAGCUAACGUGGCGCAACUUCAACGAUCCCAACGGGUACAUCGUGCUGGCGGAGGACUACCCAAUCAGCGCAUUCCAGCGCCGGGUGCUGAAUCUUCCCUGGGUGCCAAUAACCUUCUGGGAGUAUAGUUUUGGACGGGAUAAGAAGAGGGGUAUUUACUCGGUUAAGCCUACGGUGUCAAGCGGGUGGAUCGAGACUUAUGUUACCUUCAACCGAAACGUAUUGGACAAGGUCGACUUGAAUACCAGCUGUUACGGAUACUACGGGUACUUCGUGGAUUACAACGGCUCAGUCAAGUCUGUAUAUUGCAUGAAGUUGCACCCAACGUGGAUGUCCGACCAACGAGCCAAACUGGGCAGGUUUCGACUGCGAGAGCUGUUUAUUCCGGGGACCCAUGACUCAUCUUCGUACAGGGAAGGCUUGCCUCCGUUACUUUGGGACACCCCAGUUAAUAAGUACAGCAUAACUCAGGACGACAGCAUUCGAGAUCAGCUUCUGCAAGGAGCUCGGUACAUCGACCUGCGACCUGCGUUCUACCCACUGUUGAAGCCUCCGUUCUACGCGAAUCAUGGAGUCGUUAGCUUCCACCCUCUGCAGGUCAUUCUGAGACAGGUUCGGGACUUCGCACUGAAGACAAAUGAGAUCAUCAUACUGGACGCCCAUGAGUUUCCGGUGGGCUUCCGGAAUAACAACGUACACGACAAGUUGGUGCAAUACCUGAAGGAUUCCCUAAGUGACGUUCUGGCCGAUCCGGCCAUAGGUUGGAACUCGAGUCUGGAGGACAUCUGGACUCGAAAUCGGACUGUAGUCCUAACCUACAACGACAAUUACGUUGCGUCCAAGUACGCGGACAUAGUGUGGAGUCCGGUACGGCAGAGGUGGGGAAACGUCCAGAACGUGACAAAGUUGAAGGACUACUUGUACGGGGUUCAUCAGGAGGGGGCUUCCUCAAUGGUGGUAGCCGAUAUGGCCGAGUUGACCGCGACUACGCUGGGAGCUGUGACCGGAGUUAGUCCGGGGUUGCGGGAAAUGGCCGAUUCGGUCAACCGUCACGUGACUCGGUGGUACUUUGAGGAUCUCGGACCAACGACGAACGUGGUUGCGGUUGAUUUUCUUCGUGGGACUAGUAUUGUGGAUGCGGCACUGUACUGGAACCUCAAAAAGGUGACUUGAUAAAAUACAUUUGACUUUGAAAGAGCUUGGAUAAGCCACAAAACAAGUUAUUCAUAGACUCAUUGAAGAGAUAGAACGGCACCACCUGUGUCGGUACAGCACUUCUCCGAAAAUUCACCUUGAAAACAAACGGCAAACUCUCGGAUCUAGAUAAGGAAAACAUUUGUCUACACCUCUACAAAAGCAAACAGUUCUGGAAGCCAUCCAACUUUGAGCAUCCUUCCAAGAGUUACGCUACUAAUCUGUUCUGCCACAGUGACUCCGUUGUCUCUAGCGAUACCAAGCUCCCCAGUGGGUUAAAAUUUUACCCAAAGUGGUUAAUUUUAUAAAUAUGACACCACCCUCUCGCACUAACAGGUACUCCAAUCUUCAGCGAGCUAUCCAUCGCCACCGUAACUGGGUCACAGAUCCAACGAGUCGAGUUGGCUGAAAGUAUUUUAAUAUAAUGUCUGAGAUACCUUAUCUCAAUUUCUCUAUCACCAGUCAGUGGAAGGGCGUGCUGAGCCGAGCCAACUAACUAACUAUCUAACAAAGCUCAGCCAAAGUUGCCACUUGUAGUGGCUCGUUCGAACGGUGGCGCACUGGUCGGAUGUUUUCAC
Culex pipiens pallens (northern house mosquito) is the source of this 1919-nucleotide messenger RNA. RefSeq names its product PI-PLC X domain-containing protein 1-like. Gene Ontology annotation, biological process: lipid metabolic process. The coding region runs from base 1 to 1320 and encodes 439 amino acids. The transcript has 3 exons. The record is from RefSeq and is a predicted model, not a curated record. Gene Ontology annotation, molecular function: phosphoric diester hydrolase activity. Lineage: Eukaryota; Metazoa; Arthropoda; Insecta; Diptera; Culicidae.